Molecule: messenger RNA, 169 nt
Organism: Entrophospora candida
Lineage: Eukaryota; Fungi; Glomeromycota; Glomeromycetes; Entrophosporales; Entrophosporaceae
Source: the annotation of a GenBank genome assembly
UUUCAAAAAAAAAAAUUCAGUUCCACUGGGAAAAAUAUUUUGUAUUAUUCAUGAAACUUCUAAUCAAAAAUUAAUUGAUGAUUUAUCACCACGAAAUUCACAUAUUGAUUCCACAACACAAUGGAUACCAAAAAUCAGAAAUUCACCAAAAGCUGCUCGAAAAAAAUAG